Phytophthora sojae is the source of this 1818-nucleotide messenger RNA. RefSeq lists its product as hypothetical. The record is from RefSeq and is a predicted model, not a curated record. Bases 1 to 1818 code for a protein of 605 amino acids. The transcript has a single exon. Lineage: Eukaryota; Oomycota; Peronosporomycetes; Peronosporales; Peronosporaceae.
AUGGGGCCGCUGGCAGUUCAGCAAUCGCAGUCUCCGAGGCAGAAGCAGCGCGCCGACACCGCCGGCGCCUCCUCCACGCACUCGUCGCCCGCGCACCCCAACAUGGCCUGCCCCGCGGUCUUCCCGCCACUCAACCUGCGCUCCACGUCGGGCGGCCGCAUGCCCUUCCCACGCGUGGACGGCGACAGCACCGACGACGCCGAGCGCCGCAACGCCACGGCGCUCACGAUCGUGGAGCUGCUGGCGCGCGGCAGCGGCGGCAACAGCAGCAACAAUAACAACAGUAACUCAAGCAACAACACACAGACGACGCUCCCCUCCCUGCGGCCACAGGCCACGGGCUGCUCGCCGCUGCCGUCGCUGCCCAAGAUGGUGAUCCCGUCUCUGCGCGGCGACCAGCGCUUCGCCUUCCCGAGCAGCUCCGGUGGCGUGACGCAGAGCUACUCCACACAGACGCCCACGACCGCGGGCGUGAGUCCGCACGGCCUCUCGCCGGCGGCGCGAUCCAUGCCCACGCCGGCACCGGCAGCUACAGCAACAACGACGGCUCAGCCUUCCACAGCUGCAGCAGUUCCCAGCCCGCCUAAGAGAGGCCGCGCGGCGUCCGGCACGGGAGCGGUCAACAACUCGCGGAAACGACAGAAGGACGAGCUCACGAGGCUCCGCGCGCAGGUGCAGGAGCUGCAGCGGGAGCUGGAGCACGUGCGCGGGCGGAUGCCCCGCAAGUCGCGGCCCAUCGCCGUCAUGAUGCACAAGAACGACUCUUCCUCCCGGGUCUCGGAGCACUCUCCCGUGGCAGUUACCUCGGCGCCGCUCAUGGGCCUCGAGGCCUCGGGCGAGACGACGAGCGGCCUCAUGGUCGUGCCCGUGUGGGAGCGCAUGGCGCAGCACCAGAAGGAGGAGAAGAGCAAGGCGGAGAUGGAGAACCUGCGCCUCAAGGGCCUCAUCCAGGAGCAGCUCAAGAUCUCCAAGGGCCUCGAGAAGCUCCUGCGGAAGAGAUGCAAGUCGUCCAUAAGCUCGGGCUCCGACGCCGAGACGUCAGCUGCUGUUCUCGGCGUCAAGCGGCCUCGUACCAGCGACACUGAAGAGACGGCCGCGUUCGCGUCCCUCGCGUCUGGACUCGACGCCCGCCUCUCCGAGAUGGAGGCAGUGUUCGAGAAGGGAGGGCUGACCCACGACAAGCAGGAGCUGCAGGAGACGCAGAUGAUUCUGGACGAGCGCCGCGGCCCGGUCAUGGAGGUCAAGGACGCCAAGAUCCUGCCGUUCGACGUGCAGGCCUGUGCCACGGCCAUCUGGCAAUGCCUCGAAGCCGAGUCGGAGGCCACCGUCGUGGGCGGCACCACGAGCGAUACGGUGUGCUUCAAGAGCUCGAUGCCGCUGCGCCAGCACCGCGCGCCCGACGCCGAGCUCACUGUGCGCUGCGUGAUCCGCCGCGUGGUGGACGACGCCUCCGGCCGCGUCGUGUUCGUGUGGGAGUCGGUGGCCGAGAGCCCCAACCGCCUCCCGCACGUGAGUGCAAGCGCCAAGGGCGUGGAGAUCCGCGAUUGCGGCUGGGGGCUGCUGGAGCCGCUGCGCUCAGCGACGGGCGAGCACUCGAGCAUCCUGCAGCUCUGCUCGUACCUGAUGCCGCAGCUCUGCGGCGUCUCGGCCGAGCAGAGUCGGCAACACACCCACGGACUGGCGGAGCUGGUGGUGCCGUGCUACCGUGCGCUGUGGAACCAGCGCCAGCGCAGCGUCGAGAACAAGCUCAUGAACGCGGCCAUCGGCGCCAAGCACAGCCACGCCGCGCUCAAGGCCGAGCCCAGAAUAUGCCACUAA